CCGAUCUGUGUGGUGCCCGGAAUCGCCAGCAUCAAUUUAUGCACAGAGUUGUACACCUUCGAUCCCCAGAACUAUUCUCCUCAUCCUCUUUGGGCAGAUUUUCCUCGUCUAAUGAACGCUCAAACUUCGACUUUUGAACAGCUUCUGGAUAGCUCGGUGGGGGGUUCAGGAUUAUCCUUGGACAUCAAAAAAGCGGAAAUGGCAAUGUCUGACCUUGUCGUUCUUGUAAAAUUUAGUAAGCUGGCCAGUAAGGACGUACUAGGUGAAGCGUUAACCACUUUUGCCCAUGACGCUCGUCGAACUGGACGCGGGCUACAAACCUUGGGCUCAAGAGUUGGUGGUGCCAUUGACCUAGUACUAGCCGUCAACGAGUACGCCAUGGCAAAACUUUCUUCUAUUCCACCAUCGUCUUCUUUCAUUUCACAGGCAUUAGUGCCUUUCCAUCCUGCGUCCUCUCUGGAGAAUCUAUUUCUAACUGCUUUUGGCGAAUCAAUGAACACACUUUCAACCAUCAUCCAAUGCCUCAUCUUGCUCGCGGAAGUCGAACUCUCCAAUAUCGAGAAACUCGAGGAGCAUCUCUCCUUGAUCCACGAAAUAGUUUGCCGAGAAGAUUCAUCCAUUUCAUCUGCCAAGACCGAGCUCUUAGGCGAAAUCUGGACACGGCUUGGCGGGAAUCGGCGGGAACUAAAAGGUCACGAUGCACAUCUGGAACUCCUUCGCGGAAUUGGUGGAUAUCGCAAGCGAGCGCUAGCCCAUGUAGUAUCUGCCCUGCAGAUUUUGAGGGCUCUAAGCGACGAUAUGGAGGAUAUGAGAGAGAAGAUGAUGAUGCCGCACCUCGUGGGCUCACAGAUCCCUUUGGAAGUGCAGAUCAGUAGUAUUCAACACGGUCUUGAACGACUGAGAGACUCUAAGGUUUUGGCCCAGGAGAGGGAUCAGACGGCAAUGCAAAGGAUUGCGGUUGUGGAAGGUUAA
This is a messenger RNA of Lentinula edodes (shiitake mushroom), 972 nucleotides long. RefSeq lists its product as uncharacterized. The annotation marks the transcript as partial. The record is from RefSeq and is a predicted model, not a curated record. The transcript is spliced from 3 exons. NCBI's taxonomy places the organism in Eukaryota, Fungi, Basidiomycota, Agaricomycetes, Agaricales, Omphalotaceae.